CGAUUAGAUAGCAUUCCAGCAACGACGACGACAACGACGACGACAAUAUCAACAUCCACCAUUCACAUUCCACAUCUGACAGCUGAAUAGUCCUGGCAGCACAGGUCACAUCCCUCCAGAAGCCUCCACAUGUCAGGCGCUCGCAACACGUCGGGUAAAUUCUCCCUCGGAUCGUUUGGAAGGAAAGUCUCAGGCCUUGGGGAUGGACAGACUUCACCAGCUCGCACGACCCAUGGCGGAGGGCAUAAUCAUGAAUACAGUGACGAUGCUUCGCCAUCCAGUGGCGGAGCUGGAGCUGGGUUCGAUGGACUAGGCAAGAAGUUGGGCAAAAGUAUAGCUCAUCAGAGCUUGCUUCCUGGACUAGGCAAUCAAGAUCUACGGGCAUUGCAAGACAUCAUCACCACAGAGAAGGGCGUUCUUCAAGCUGCUGAUAAGAUUGGUCAGGAGACUGCCAAAGCUGCGGCUGCGCUCCCGCCAUAUGGAUCCGAUGAGGGACCUGAUCUUCAAGACGUCCUCACUCAGUCCUCUACUCUCCUCGGACAAGUCGCCAAUGCGUUUGCGGUGUAUACCGAGCAUUCCAUCUCCAUCAGAGGAUGCUUCAAGCGAAUCCGAGAGAAAGAAGAGGGAUUGGAAGAGUUGAGGAGGAGGAGAAAGACCACUGGGAACAAAGCGGAGACGGCUGAGAAGAAAUUGGCCAAGAUGGGUCCGGAGAACAAGGCAUUGCCUCAGCAGACGGAGCUAUUGGAUAGACUGAGGACAGAGAUCAGACAGCUCGACUCGGAUAUCGUCGUCGAAGAGUCCAAAGUUGGGGAUUUUAAGCGACAAAUGGUGAAGGAAGCCAUGUCGUACAAGUUUGGUGGACUCGAAGAGCUCGGGGAGAAACUGUGCAUCGUUGGCGAGCUUGGAAAAUUGCUCAUCGAGGAAGUACCCUUGGAGGAGACUCCACCUGGCUACGGCAGAGCCCCAUACUCGGGGUACAAUAAGACGGAGAACGCAGUCAACGAAGCCAACAAAUGCCUCGCUUCGGUCAAAUUUUCUGCCGGCUCCGUCGGCCCCAAACCACCUGGCUUGCCCCCUCAUCACCCGAUCGGCUCGCUUCAUGGACACUCACCUGAUCCAGGGCAUGUCGCCGCGGCUGAGCAGUUCGAACAUCCUCACUCUCCAAAUGACCCUAUGCACCAACCCGUUGACUUCAAAGGGAAAGGUCGAGAUUUCAGUCUGGACGAAGCGAACCCCUAUGGCGGCUUCGACAAUCCUUACGAUCGAGGUACCGGUCGAUACCCUCGGACCGACCAAGGUGCCACGCCCAACGAAGCAUCUAACCAAGGCGGACAAGUCUUCUGGCAAGGCCCCACAGAGGAGGCUUUAAAGGCACAUUCAGCUCAACAGGAAAGCGGACAUGAUUACGAGUACGAUCAGCAACGUCAAAUGGAUGCAGAACAUGCCGCUUGGCAAGGCGGAAAUGUUCCUCAAGUGCCGGUUGUUCAGGAACCCACACCAGAGGCUGGUCACCCACAAACGGAAGAAUCGGUUCCUGUACUUGGAGCGCCAGCAUCUGAAUACAAUGUUCAAGAGCAAAUUUCCAACUUGCCGCCAGGCGCAGCAGCGGCUUCGACACUCCAACGACCUUGGGAGCCGCUCAAUGUCCGCAAAGAUCGUGCCCAUUCACCCACGCCCGUCACGCUACAGGAUGGUCCCGCACCUCCAGCUGAAGACAGUCAGGAGUCUAGACCUCGACCUGUCAGCCAGGACCCUCUAAGCGGGAUCGGAGCUCUGAUGACGUCGACCGACAUCGAUGAGCAUGAUCAUCAUGAAUCCAUUCCCGAGCCAAAACCGGAGCAGCGGUCAAGUCUUGAGGCACAUCGCAUCCCUGCCCCGCCAUCUGACUCAGGCAGUCGAGCCGGUUUCCACACACCAGCUGGAGGAGAAGCGCAAGAGGGUGGAAACGCAGAAUACUUCCCUACCCCUAGUCAGCUCCCCGUUCCUCCUCGGAUCGGUUCCCCGGCACGAUCAUCUUCACCUCUUCCUCGCUCUUCUUCCCCUGCGCCAUCUCAUUCUCAACAAGGCAGCAUCACGUCACCCAUCGCUGCUUCUUAUGCACCGACUACUGGCGGUGGCAAGAUCUCUGCAGCCGCAUUUAGAAGGCCCAAACCGAGAACUUCCGAUGAGGUAUCUCGAGCAGACGAUUCACCCAUCAGUCCAACAUAUGCCAAUGGAAACACGGCGUUCCCUUCAUCAUCCACUGCAAGCCCAGGACGAAGACUUCCAGUCCCACCGGGAGCUCAGUCUAACGGUGGAGGAACCGGGAUCGGUAUGGGUAUCCCACCCGCUAGUCCCUCGGCUCUCCCGCCAGUCGUAGCGGCCGGACUACCCGUUGCCGGGGGACCAGAAACGCCCAUCGAGGCUAAUUUUGCUUUGCCCGCUUCGCCACCUCAGGUCUCGACGUCCCGAUUAGACCCCAGACAUUCGGGCAACUUUGCAGAUGUUCAGGGGGAAAGCAGCCCUCCACCAACAUACCACGAUGAGAGCUUGAGGUAGGAAGGGGAUGUAGCUAGGUGAUCGGAUCUGAUGCGGCGAUUUGGAGUACGCGUCAUAGAUGCAUUGAUAAUAUAUCCUUCCACCGUCUUCUUCAUUUGUCGAUGAGCCCCA
Kockovaella imperatae is the source of this 2649-nucleotide messenger RNA. Its product is annotated as Eisosome component PIL1-domain-containing protein. NCBI's taxonomy places the organism in Eukaryota, Fungi, Basidiomycota, Tremellomycetes, Tremellales, Cuniculitremaceae. The transcript is spliced from 6 exons. Gene Ontology annotation, cellular component: eisosome filament; plasma membrane. The record is from RefSeq and is a predicted model, not a curated record. Gene Ontology annotation, biological process: negative regulation of protein kinase activity; endocytosis; eisosome assembly. Gene Ontology annotation, molecular function: lipid binding. Bases 130 to 2538 code for a protein of 802 amino acids.